Molecule: messenger RNA, 8557 nt
Organism: Coregonus sp. 'balchen'
Lineage: Eukaryota; Metazoa; Chordata; Actinopteri; Salmoniformes; Salmonidae
Source: the annotation of a GenBank genome assembly
AUGUAUCAAGUACGUCAGAGUCCGACCUACCUCAAACUGCACCAGCCUUCGUUGUUAGAUAGUUGGGUAUGUCUUUUAAUAUCCGAUGGUCGACAUUUGAUAUUUAAACCUACAACCUGUGUUAAAUCUAGUUUAAAUCGCCAGACCCCGCGGUUCAGUCUCUUCCUUGUUCCACAUACGUCAUCUGUCUGCGACGCUACAGAAGUGUGAGGUGGCACGGUAGCAGCUAGUUAGCUAGCAGACCUAGCUCCGACAUGGUAAGUUGUUUAUUCAAGUCUUAAACAUAACAUUUGAUUAAAUAACUUGGUGGCGGUGAUGCAACAUUUAUUGGAUGCCAACCGCCAUCAAACCUCAUCGAAGAAGAAGUAGGUUAACUAACUUCACCCUCCAAAUAAAUGCAUGUUUUGUGUCUAAAAUGGAAGUGGUAUCCCUGUUUUAGACGUUUUUAUUGCAAGCUACAGUAGAUAGCAAAGUUAGUUGUAGCCAGCAGAGCUAGCUAGCUUGAUUCAUCCAGAAUAGUUCAUUCUUUUGUCUUUUACAGGUCUUGAUGAGACAAUGUUUCCCUCAAAUUCAGUCAGGAACAUGUCCAACUGAAAGAUAUAGAGCCUAAUAAACCUGGAAACUUGUGUUGACAAUCUAAAAAGCCUUCAACUAACAGUCGUGAAGAAGCCUAUUUGUAUUUAGCUGUGAUUGAAACUUAUUUGAUGACUUUGCAAUAGCUAUUACAUUACAUUACAUACAGUAUGAUUUAGCUACCCUGGUUAUGUGGAGUCAUAGAUGCAUCCUAGAGAGACGAUGGAUGUUGAACCAGUAAUAACCUCUGUCAUUCCCUCUCUAGUCUGCCAUAUUUAACUUCCAGAGCCUGUUAACAGUGAUCCUACUGCUCAUAUGUACCUGUGCCUACCUCAGAGCCAUGGCCCCCAGUCUCCUGGACAAGAACAAGACCGGGUAUGUACUGACAGUGUUAUCGCACUGGGCUAAAGGUCUUACCUCAGAACCUUAGCUGGCCCCUAGCCUGCCAGAGAAGAAUAUGACUGACAGGAUUAUCCCACAGAGUUAAGGUCCUAGUUGGUAGCUACCCUUCCACAGCCCAGAGGGGUAUACUGCGAAGGAAGCUAGAUCUACUCAGGGUUUUCUAAAGCUAGCCAGCUUCAGUUAGCUUCACAUUCCAACUCAGGCUUCAUCCGUACCGAGACGGUGGACACUGCUUGUCCGCCUGCCGCUAACUCUAGCAGGCUUGUAACCGCGCGUGCAUGUUGCACAUAGCUAGUCGAAAGCUGAACUCUUCAUUCAGACAAUGCUGAAACAUCAAUCCAUGAGCGAGUCAGUGCCACAUUUUCAUGUGCCGAAAUCAAUGCACAAGCAUUUUUCCCCCACUCCUAUCAAUAAAAUAAUUUUAUUAAGUCAUACAAACGUUUUACUGUGCAUGAAGUGUCAAAUGUAUUGUGUCAUUACAAAAUGUGUAAUGUGACAGGUAUUUUAACAUGACUAUUUUUGAGAAAAAAUUAAGAAACCUGCACACUGCUCUUGCUAGUAUCACUGCUCUUUAUUAAGCUUUACGUAUUGGCCUCAAGGCCGUCAUCAGAACAUUACUAAUUACUAUUUUUAACACGCAAAACAACUUUGAUUAAUAAAAUAUUUAAUCAGUCGUCUUCCUCAAAUUAAGGGGAUGAUGGUCCUCAACUUGUGGCUCAGACACUUCAUUCAGGAUAAAUGGAGUUAGCCCCAAGUUAGCCUGCCCCGGAGCAGGUUAGAUCUGAAGGAUUCGUUGCCAUAGAAAUGUACCUGGCUAAAAGGUGAGCCACUUUCGCGGUACUGGUUAUCCCGAGUUGACCAAAGUUACCUCGGUAACUCCUCAAACCUGAUUUGCAGCAUAGGGCUCUGGACUCUUAGCCUGCUAGAGAAGAAAAAACUGGGUACACUGGCUGUAUCACACACUAAAACCUCUACACAGACAGUGUUGUUCAUCCACUGAGCUAUAGCCUAGAUUUGUUAGCUCUGAAAGACAACAUUCAAGGAAAGCGAUGUUACCCCAACUGACAACUUCAACCCCAGCAGCAAUCCAACUCUGAUACACUAACAUCAUUGCUCAACCCAUCAUGCCUGUCCAAGCACUCUCACUAUUCUCGGAACCCAUAACCAAAUCUCACACUAGGUAGCCAGCUAACUACCUCAAGAGACUACUCUUCAGAUUUGUAGCUCUCUACUCAGGUCCUCUGGCUUUGUUGACUGUAUUCCACUUCAUUCAUGUAAUGCUCUGGGAAGGAGAAUGGAACUUUGUGUGUUAUGUUUUCCAAUAAAGACGACAGGAAUUGUUUGUGGCCACUAGCGGUAAUUAUUCAUUUCCCAUUGGUCUCAUUUCUCAUGUUGGGAAAUUGGAUGUUGUUAUACACUGGUGGUGGAUGGAAUGCCCCCAUGGAAUGUAAGUACUUUGAAACCUAGGGAAAAGCACCAUGAUAUGCUAUCCGUCAUUAUGUCAAAGACAAAAAGCCAAUCUGUCCCGCUUUCUAAAUGUGUUCUACUAACCCAAACGUUGGAUAUCGUUUUUUUUAAUGAAUACCUAUUUUCCUCCAGUAGCUGUUCUGCGGAAGCCAAACCCUUUCGACAGACAGACAGACAGCGAUGAGGGCUAAAUAGAGAGGGAUAGUGUGUUUGUUGUGGGUUUAAGCCUCUCCAGUGCAGACAGACUCCAUGAGGAGCGCUUACAUGCCGUCUACACUCUGACUUCUCACCCAGGGUUUCCCAAACUCGGUCAUGGGGAUGCCCCUGGGUGCACGUUUUGGUUUUUGCCCUAACACUGCACAGCUGAUUUCAAAUAAUCAAAGCUUGGUGAUUAGUUGGUUAUUUGAAUCAGCUGUGUAGUGCUAGGGCAAAAAAACAAAAUGUGCACCCGGGGUCCCAGGACCAAGUUUGGGAAACCCUGCUCUAACCCCUGACCUCUCUGUGUUGUCUCAUUCACAGAGUGGGGGCUCUGUCCUAAUUCUCUUACAUGGCUUCCUGUUAUCAUCUCCUCUCCCUCAUAGAUACGUGGGACUGCCUGGAUGGAUUUAUUAAACUGCACUGCUUUCACAUAUCAACUGCUUUUAGAUCAGAUGUUAAGAAGGAAAUGAGACAAGAAAAGAAAGGAAGCUGUUUGAGGUGGUUGGGGCUUGACCUUGGAGACAGUGGGUGCGUAGUCUGGAGGAGCCAUCAAGCCUGUCAGGGCCACUUGAGACUUGGUUGGCGUUCUGUCUUCUACGACCAAUAGUUAACUCUGACUCCCCCCUCUCCCUCCUCCUCUGUGGCUGGUACUGAGGGGGAAGGAAGUGAAUUAAACUGUCUGAUCCCCCUAAUCAUCCCCAUCAAGAUAUGGACACGCACACACACACACACACACACAUACAAACCCAAUUUCCUUCUGCCGGUUCAGUUGAGGGCUAGUGGGUAAUUAGUAGCCUCUAGCAUCACCUUACUGCACCUCUCACUCACUCAGGCCACGUGUGUGUGUAAUAAACUCAGGACCCCAUUAUAUGUCAGUUCACUGACUGUCCCCUUCCUUACAGUAUAUGGACCUAUACACUGUGUACAGUGCCCUCAGAACAGCUUCAAUUCGUCGGGACAUGGACUCUACAAGGUGUCGAAAGUGUUCCACAGGGAUGCUGGCCCAUGUUGACUCCAUUGCUUCCCACAGUUGUGUCAAGUUGGCUGGAUGUCUUUUGGGUGGUGGACCAUUCUUGAUACACACGGGAAACUGUUGAGCAUGAAAAACCAAGCAGCGUUGCAGUUCUUGACACAAACAGGUGCGCCUGGCACCUACUACCAUACUCCGUUCAAAGGCACUUAAAUAUUUUGUCUUGCCCAUUCACCCUAUGAAUGGCACACAUACACAAUCCAUGUCUCAAUUGUAAAAAGGCUUAAAUCCUUUAACCUGUCUCCUCGUCAUCUACACUGAUUGAAGUGGAUUUAAAGGAAAAAUCCACCCAAAACCACUCAUUCCUUUAAUUUACAGUGUUAAAUAACACUAAUAUAUGAGAACAAUAUUUUUUGUGAACAAAUGUUUCAUUUUGGUGUUAUAAGGUUGGUAGCAACAUGGAAAAUAAUUGUGGAAAUCUGUUGCAGCUCAAGUCGACUACAAAAUCCCCAAUGAAAUGCUCUCUCUAUGGGGCUGGCUGGCUAGCAAACGUAGCUACACAUGAUAAUACCAAAAACAAUAUCAGCAUGUAACGUAGUUAGUUAGCUGAAAAAGAUUGCCUAAACAAACUGCACCAUCAAUUUAGGUGUCUACAAUCUCACCUUGUUCAACCUGCAGAUCGAUGUGCCUCACAGAGUGGAGUCUAACUUUCGCACUGGCAGAUAUACUUUUGAGGAGAUGGAAACGUUGCCCAUGCUACGACAAUGAUUCACGAUUAUACAGUGUAUUCGGAAAGUAUUCAGGCCCCUUGACUUUCCCACAUUUUUAUGUUACAGCCUUAUUCUAAAAUGGAUUCAAUAAAAUUUUCCCUCAUCAAUCAACACACUACCCCAUAAUGACAAAGCGAAAACAGGUUUUUAGAAAUUUUAGCAAAUGUAUUACAAAUAAACAGAAAUACCUUAAUUAUGUAAAUGAAUUCAGACCCUUUGCUAUGAGACUCGAAAUUGAGCUCAGACGCAUCCUGUUUCCAUUGAUCAUCCUUGAGAUGUUUCUACAACUUGAUUGGAGUCCACCUGGGGUAAAUUCAAUUGAUUGGACAUGAUUUGGAAAGGCACAUACCUGUCUAUAUAAGGUCCCACAGUUGACAGUGCAUGUCAGAGCAAAAACCAAGCCAUGAGGUCGAAGGAAUUGUCCGUAGAGGUCCGAGACAGGAUUGUGUCGAGGCACAGAUCUGGGGAAGGGUACCAAAACAUUUCUGCAUCAUUGAAGGUCCCCAAGAACACAGUGGCCUCCAUCAUUCUUAAAUAGAAGAAGUUUGGAACCACCAAGACUCUUCCUAGAGCUGGCCGCCCGGCCAAACUGAGCAAUUGGGGGAGAAGGGCCUUGAUCAGAGAGGUGACCAAGAACCUGAUGGUCACUCUGACAGCGCUUCAGAGUUCUUCUGUGGAGAUGGGAGAACCUUCCAGAAGGACAACCAUCUCUGCAGCACUCCACCAAUCAGGCCUUUAUGGUAGAGUGACCAGAUGGAAGCCACUCCUCAGUAAAAGGCACAUGACAGCCCGCUUGGAGUUUGCCAAAAGGCACCUAAUGGACUCUCAGACCAUAAGAAACAAGAUUCUCUGGUCUGAUGAAACCAAGAUUGAACUCUUUGGCCUGAAUGCCAAGUGUCAUGUCUGGAGGAAACCUGGCACCAUCCCUACGGUAAAGCAUGGUGGUGGCAGCAUCAUGCUGUGGGGAUAUUUUUCAGCGGCAGGGACUGGGAGACUAGUCAGAAUCGAGGGAAAGAUGAAUGGAGCAAAGUACAGAGAGAUCCUUGAUGGAAACCUACAUCUAGCUAUAUAUUGAACUUCCAUCCUCUCAGGCCAGGAGCAUGAAAAUGUAAGAAAUAAUGGUUGGAUCAGAAUCGCCAUUAUAAUAAUUGGCCAGGACAGAGAAUUUAAGUAAAACCACAAGUCCAAAUCCCUAUCUUCAUCCAUGGCUAAUUUAGGAAAGGGACACUUUUAGCUAGCUAGCCACCGGAGGACAACAACGCAACAAGAUGCAACAAUUCAAGUUGUUUCUGUCAAUUACUUAUGCUCUCAAUGCGUUUAGAUAGGCGUGAUGCCAAAUCCAAACUGGCUUCCCUUGACACUUUUAUUUUGGUGUGCCAGGACCAUUCACAGUUGAGCUCACUCAGUUUAGCCAGAUGGCCAUUAUUUUAUACUUUUUUUUAUCAAGGGAGGCCAAAUGCUCGCUGGCUUCCCUUGCAUUCAAUGCUACAAGCGACAACAAUGGCAUACUCUUUUGGACCAGACAGCAUCAGAUAGAUGGCAUACAGAGACAGAGGGGCGCUGUUUCGCUUGCUCGGAUGCUUUCUCCGGUGAGAUACUGUUCAUUCAGCCUCUUGCGAAUUGAAGGAAAAUUAUGAAACGCAGAGAGACUAAAGAUAAUUUGUCUUAUAUUUUUUUCUGGGGAAGCCUGGCUUCCCUUGGCAUCCAUGAAUACUCACCACUGUCUUGUCUCCAACUGUUUGAAAAGCAUGUUAGCCUGUCCACUUUGUUCAGAUGUUGAAAUCAAGUGGCCUAUCUUAUUUCUCAGAAUGAGAAUGAGUUGCCAAUUCCUUAUAUAAUUGUGUUAUGCUUAUUGCACAUUUAUAAAACAGACUAGACAGCGAGUAUAACAUUCUUUGUCUAUCAUGCUGCUAGCAGUAUCCCAAUCCCGACAAACUGAGCAUUCAUUGUCCAGAAUCAAUGUUCAUUGAUACUCUCGUUUUAGUAGUGUCUGGUCUGACAUAAAAAUGGUAUCGUUAGAAAAGUUAACUUCUCCUCUAUAGUAAAAUAAUGUCUCAAUGUGUUUUGGUGUCCAUAUGAGCGAUUCUGUUGAACCAAACCUUAAAUGCAAAUAGCGAGUUGAAACCGCUUGUCAGAGAGGAAGAUGUGAUCUCUCUCAACUUUGUUGGCGAGAGAGGCAGGGGGUGGGGCUUGGUGUGUGUGUAAACCAUAGAGGAAGGUUUCACUCCUGCUAAAAUCUGUCAAAAAUAAGGCCAAUGCGUUUCUAUGGGCUUAUUUUGGGCCUAAGCUUGUCACCUGCCUUUGGGACAAGCGGUCAUAAACGCUCAUAAAAACGAAAAAUAACGAAACCUUGAUUCUUGCGAUACAGGCAUUUGGAAUAUCGCGCAAAAACAUACAUUUGAAUUCAUCAAAUGAAUUUGAUACAUUGCCCAGAGUCUAUUGGGCGCUAGCUCAAAAACCAAACAUUAGCAUGAAUUUCGUGAACAAGAAGUACAACAUUACAAAUAUUUUCUGAGAUGUGAGAUAAUUAACUUGCUGUCUGUAGUAUCGUAUAGUUUUAGAAUUUGGACAUUACGUACUUUCAAGGAAAAUAAGCAUGUUUCUCGACAUCUACACUGACUUUGAGAAGGGAUUGCGUGACGAUUAGUUUAGCAACCGCGUGACGAUUAGCUUAGCAACCGCGUGACGCAGCAUAACGUGAACGCGAUUGGUUGACAGUCUGCUGGGUGGGGCGUUACACGUUCCUUUAUUCAUUGGAUUCCUAUCUCAUUUCUAUAAUAUCUCUGGCAACUGCACCAUGCAAUGCACCCUGGACUAAAGAGGUAGACAAAUAGGAAAAAUGUGCAAGACCCUCUGUUAAAUUACACAUUUCUCGAGGUAGGAAUAUCGCAAAAAUAAACGACAUCAUCCCGAGUUAUGAUGUCGGCCAGUAUUGAAAUCUGACAUGUAUGAUAGACAUUUUUGUGAUCUAAAAGUCGUAUUCCUAUUAACUUCCAGUGUAGUGAGAGCGACUUUCUCACGGUGCUACGUAAUACCGGCCGGAUUUCUGCCUGCUUGAACUCUAAUAACUCAAAUACACAUGAAAACAUGAACUGACCCAGGGAAUCGAUAGAACAUCACUCAGAGAUGCACAAAAACAAUAUAACAUUCAAAAUGGGUCGACCUUUCCUUUAACAAGUGACAUCAAUAAGGGAUCAUGGCUUUCACCUGUAUUUACCUGGUCAGUCUGUCAUAGAAAGAGAAGAUGUUCUUAAUGUUUUGUACACUGUGUAGAUCUGUGCCUCUCAAUCUCUCUCUCUCGAGCUACUCUUUGCAAGUUUGCUCAUUAAAGGGGCAAUCUGCAGUUGCUACAUAAAUUUUUGGACAUAUAAAUUAAUUAUAUGGACCCAUUGAUUCUUUUUUUUAGUCAUUUAGCAGACACUCUUAUCCAGAGCGACUUACAGGAGCAAUUAGGAUUAAGUGCCUUGCUCAAGGACACAUCGACAGAUUUUUCACCUAGUCGGCUCGGGGAUUAGAACCAGCGACCUUUCGGUUACUGGCACAACGCUCUUAACCACUAAGCUACCUGCCGCCCCAUCUCAUCAGCUUAGUUCAACUGUCGCACCCCAUCAGAACCCCAAAGCAAAUCUAAACAAACAUUGUUUAGCGUCAAAACAUGGUUAAAACUAUACUUUUGAUAUAAUGGAUGGUCAGUCCUUGCAUCCAUACCUCUAUGAAUUUGAGUGGUUACAUUUCUCCAGCCCCAUUCCUCAGCUUUUUACCGAAACGGGCGGCUAAAACACGUUAUUGUUUAAACUGAUGAUUGCUUCUUUAAAACAUUGAUGGUUAUGUUAAAAACAGUACUUAAAACAGUAUGUAGCUAAUUAACAUAUCUUUCCCCUCUUUUCAGGUUCUUGGGUAUCUUCUGGAAAUGUGCCAGAAUAGGUACGCUGUUUGGUGUUUGUUAUAUAAUCAAUAGUUUUAUCAUCUAGAACACCGAAGACUUGUGAUGAUGCCCAUGUAUAAGGUGCUUGCUCUUUUAGUAGUCAGUGUUGGUUUAGUGUGGUGAAAGCAUUGAGUAUUUCCAUGUUAACUUCUGAAGUCUCCCAUCAUCCCCUCCCCCCCAGGUGAGAGGAAGAGCCCAUACGUGGCGGUUUGUUGUGUCGUCAUGGCCCUCUCCAUCCUCUUCUCCGACUAA